GUAAAUGAUAUAAUUUGGCGUUUUUUUCUCGUUACAAAAUGAAAACAAACUCUCAAACAUGAGAAUUGUGACCAUGGAGAACGAGAACGAGAGAAGGGGCAAACGCUCAGUGAUGCCUCAUAAGAGAACCGCCGUCGACGCCGUUGGCGGCAAUAGCUUGCUGGAGAGCCUACCGGAAGUCAUCCUCAACGAAAUCUUUUCAUUCUCACAACCGGAGACUCUGACGUCACUUUGCUCCUUAGCCUGCGUUUCACGAACCCUUCAAUCCUCCGUCAACAAACCUCUCUCGUCGCUCUCAUCCCUCGAUCUCUCCGCACUUUCCCUUGAUCCGCAAACAUUUCAUGGAAUUACAAGAAAUAUUCGAAAAAUCAACAAGAUAACAUUGGAUUGCCUCCGUCUUCAUGAUUCCUCAAUCACAAAUUUGUUGGGUCCUGAUCUUGAAGAAUUAAUUUUGUUGAAAUGUUCUUCACUCUCGUACAAACUUCUUUCUAGUGUUGGGAAAUAUUGUCCAAAUUUAAGGGUACUCACUCUGGAAUUUUCCGGCAAUAAUCACAAAUCUGCAGUUUCCGAUUUGAAUUUCCGAGACUCAUUCGUAAAUUGUCAACACCUGGAGUCGGUAAUAAUUAAGAUUCGUGGUGAAGAAGUCGUAGAUUAUGGCUAUAUGUUGCUUGGAAUCUACCAAGAACUCCCCCCAACUGUCAAGUUUCUAAAGCUUCAACCAGCUAGCGCGUUGGAUACUGUCGUUUUCUUAAACGCAGUUGGUAAUGCCAAUUUAGUGGCGCCGGUUACUCCUAUGAUUUUCGGACAAGCGUUAACUCACGUAUCGUUAGUUGUAGACGUCAUUAGUGACACCCUUCUCCGCGCUAUUACACGCGGUCUUCCUCUAUUGGUUGAAUUAGAUCUUAAAGAUCGGCCAACAUCUGAACCAACCGAUGUACUAUCCAACUUAGGGAUUCAGUCUAUUGUUAACUGUAAGCAGCUGACAAGCCUUUCUCUUAUGAGAAGCCGGCGACAUUACGUUCCCUUUUUUCGAAGAGCGACUGAUAUGGGGAUGUUUUUGCUUUCGGAGGGUUGCAGAGGACUCGAAUCAGUUCGAUUCGGAGGGUUUUCGAAAGUUACCGAUGCAGGCUUCGCUUCGAUUUACAAUUCCUGUGUUAACUUGAAGAAGUUUGAGAUUCGAAACGGUUUUCUUUUGACGGAUUUGGCAUUUCAAGAUUUUAGUAAGGCUCCUAGGUCUUUAGUAGAGGUGAAGCUUGUGUCAUGCGAUUAUAUAACCAGUGAAGCGGUGCGUGAGCUGGUAACAUGUAGUACGUUAGAGGUUCUUGAUUUGCUCGGCUGCAAAAGCGUAUCCGAUUCCUGUCUUGACAAAGUUUCACGUCUUUCGUUGUUGACGUCGUUAAACUUAGGGGGUACGGGUGUAACCGAUGUUGGUAUGGCUGUUUUAGGUAAAGGGAAUGCUCCCAUUUCAUGCCUUUCGUUAAGAGGUUGCAGGUCGGUCAGUGAUGAAGGAAUCAUAUCUUUGUUACAAAGUGAAGGUAAAAUCAGGAAGACUUUAUCAUCUCUUGAUCUUGAGAACAUGCCUGAACUGACGGAUAACGCGAUCGCCACCAUUGCUGAUGCGUGUGUAGGGCUUACAGAACUGUCCAUCAGGUAUUGUAUUCGUGUUACAGAUGCAUCUGUGAAGGCUUUGGCUUUAAAGGGAGGGGUACGAAGGCUUGAUCUUUAUAAGUGCACUGCGUUAUCUGGUGAAUGUUUGCAAUAUCUGAAGAAGCCUUUUUUUCGUGGCUUACGGUGGAUUGGAAUUGGAUGGACCAGAUUAGCUCGUGAAGAUCCUGAGUUUGAUGAAGAAAUUUGCAGAGAACGACAAUGGUUGACUGUUUGCAAAUAUGGGUGUGAGUUGGGAUGUCAUGAUGGAUGGCAAGAUCAUGAAUUUUGAUGCUUUUAUUGUAAGUGCUACCGUUACAUUUGAUGUAUUUUCCGUAACGAUGCUUUGGACAUGUUCUUUACUAGUCGCCGUUAAAGUCAGUUUUUGACUAAACCACACAUAUAUGUUGAAGUAAUGUUUGGCCAGUUGGGUUUUUUAGUUUAUAAUGUGCGUGAUUUUCAAA
This is a messenger RNA of Helianthus annuus (common sunflower), 2108 nucleotides long. Its product is annotated as F-box protein At-B. The record is from RefSeq and is a predicted model, not a curated record. Gene Ontology annotation, biological process: SCF-dependent proteasomal ubiquitin-dependent protein catabolic process. Bases 59 to 1936 code for a protein of 625 amino acids. NCBI's taxonomy places the organism in Eukaryota, Viridiplantae, Streptophyta, Magnoliopsida, Asterales, Asteraceae. The transcript is spliced from 4 exons. Gene Ontology annotation, cellular component: SCF ubiquitin ligase complex.